UUCCCUCUGUGGGGCCGGCAGGACGGAAACAGCGAUAGGCCGCGGCGCAAGACACUGACGUGUGCAGUGCGCGCCGGAAGCUGCUCGGGUCGAGGCUGUGCCUGUAGUGGGAUCUAGUGGCGGCAGGAGAAAUGGCUGCAGAGGAAUCCCAGCUCCUGUUGAGCUCCAGGGAGCCAAGUGAGCAAUGGCUGGUGCCUGCUGAGAGACUCCUUGCGCCUGACACCUACCUAAGGUAAAUUUUUCCAUAACCUUAUGGAGAAAAAGGACUUUGAAGCAUGGCUUGAUAACAUUUCUGUUACAUUUCUUUCUCUGACGGACUUGCAGAAAAAUGAAACUCUGGAUCACCUGAUUAGCUUGAGUGGAGCAGUCCAGCUCAGGCACCUCUCCAAUAACCUAGAGAUUCUCCUUAAGCGGGACUUCCUCAAACUCCUUCCACUGGAACUCAGUUUUUAUUUGUUAAAAUGGCUUGAUCCUCAGACCUUACUCACAUGUUGCCUCGUGUCAAAGCAGUGGAAUAAGGUUAUAAGUGCCUGCACAGAGGUGUGGCAAACUGCUUGUAAGAACUUGGGUUGGCAGAUAGAUGAUUCUGUUCAGGACCCUCUGCAUUGGAAGAAGGUUUACUUGAAGGCUAUUUUAAGAAUGAAGCAACUGAAGGACCAUGAAGCCUUUGAAACAUCCUCAUUAAUUGGACACAGUGCCAGAGUAUAUGCACUUUACUAUAAAGAUGGACUUCUUUGUACAGGUUCAGAUGACUUGUCUGCAAAGCUGUGGGAUGUAAGCACAGGGCAGUGCAUAUAUGGUAUCCAGACACACACUUGUGCUACAGUGAAGUUUGAUGAGCAAAAGCUUGUAACGGGAUCCUUUGAUAACACAGUAGCCUGUUGGGAAUGGAGCUCAGGGGCCAAGAUCCAACAUUUCAGAGGGCAUACAGGCGCAGUUUUUAGUGUGGACUACAAUGAUGAACUCGAUGUUCUGGUCAGCGGUUCUGCAGACUUCACUUUGAAAGUAUGGGCCUUAUCAACAGGAAUGUGCCUGAAUACACUUACUGGACACACUGAAUGGGUCACAAAGGUGGUUUUGCAGAAGUGUAAAGUCAAAUCUCUCAUGCAUAGUCCUGGGGAUUAUAUACUUUUAAGUGCAGAUAAGUAUGAAAUCAAGAUUUGGCCUAUUGGAAGAGAAAUAAACUGCAAAUGCUUAAAAACCCUGUCCGUAUCGGAAGAUCGCAGCAUCUCACUGCAGCCCAGACUGCACUUCGAUGGUAAAUACAUAGUGUGCAGUUCAGCUCUAGGAUUGUACCAGUGGGACUUUGCCAGCUAUGAUAUUCUCAGGGUCAUCAAGCCUUCUGAUUUUGCAAACUUGUCCUUGCUGGGCUUUGGAGAUAUAUUUGCCCUAUUAUUUGAUAACAAAUAUCUGUAUAUAAUGGACUUGAGGACAGAAAAACUGAUUAGCCGGUGGCCCCUGCCAGAAUAUAGAAAGUCAAAGAGAGGUUCGAGCUUUUUGGCUGGUGAAAUGUCUUGGCUAAAUGGACUAGAUGGCCAAAAUGACAUGGGCCUGGUUUUUGCCACCAGUAUGCCAGACCACAGUAUUCAUUUGGUAUUGUGGAAAGAACAUGGCUGAAGAUGUGGCAGGAUAUUCAUGAGUCUGGGGCUGGAAGCAGUGUGUCCAUGAAAGAAGACUUUGCAUGAACCAAAGUUGCACACCUAAUGGUAUCAUCAUGCAAUGCACAAUCAUUUAUCUUUUGUUUUGUAGGGCAUUUGGGAGAGAUGGGCUUGUUUUGACAUAAUACAACAUAGCAUGCUAACAAUAUUUGCCAAUGAAUUUAAUCUGUACUUGGAUUUAAGCACACAUAUUUGGGUUUUCUUGACAAAGUAUAGAUUAUAAAAGUUUAAAUCACUCAGAUCAAUCAUUUAAGUCUAAAAUGAAAUGAUGUUUGAUCUGAAAGACUUCUAUCUUUUGCUGAAACAGAAGGUGAAGGUACUAUCUAGUUAUGAUAGGUUUUUAUACAUGUAACAUCAAGUGCUAAUCACAGUGCUAAAACCGCACCAGUACAUAGAAUAUUCAGUGCACAACUGCAUGGUUUACUCAACUAUCAGCCUGUUCAGGAACUUGGUUUCUCCUUAUUGUAGUUUUAAACUCUUAGCAACCUGAAGUCAAGGAAGUAGUAAAGUCCUUUUGCCACUAUCAGAAUAUUUCUUGGUGACAGCGAUAGCUUGUUUCCUUUUAAGUAAGGUGCUGUGUUAAUACGAUAUUCCCGUCCCUUGGCCAGACUGGGGCAAAUUCUUAGACAUAAGCAGCAUAAAUAACUGCAGGAUUUGAACUUGGAGAAUUUGUGGGUGAUUUUUUCACAGUUCACUGCUGGAGUGAAAUUGGCACAGAAAUACUCGGUCUUUUCCUGGACAGAAUAUACAGCACUAUAAAACCAACCUGCAAGUUUAAUGUGCCAUUGCAGAGUUAUUGAAUAAAUAUUUUGGACCAUGUGUUGGUCUUUCCUCAGGGACUGAAACAUGGAAUAUUUAUUUGCACAAAAUUCUCCAGCAGUUCAUCCAGCAUGGCUUUAUUAACAUUGCAUAACUGUUUUCUAGAGUUCGAGUGUCUGAGCACAGUUUAAUCCAUACAUUUAGGGAAAAUAUUAAGCGAAAGGAACUUAAGACCUAGGCAGCAGGCUUUAGGCUCAUGCGUUGUGCAUCAAAUGACAUCUAAGGGCUGUCUACCAUCCAACGUAAUACGUGUGCUAAUGAGUACAGAAGUACCUGUUAAAUCUGGAUUGGAGAAAGAGGAUGAAAAUUGUGACGUUAAUACACCCUGUUUUCAUAAAAGUUCAGGAGUUCUAAACAUAAAAGAAUAGAACUAAAAAUUCAUUGUACUCUUCUCUGACCAGUUUUACUAGGCCUGACCACUGUAGAAGGCGAAGAUCUUUAGUAAAUAUUUUUAAUAGUAGGUAUUCAAAUAUUAUGCUGAAUCUGACUUUUAUAUUUAAAAGCUGUAUCCAUCAUAACCUGACUCCUAUGCUUUAGAACUGCAUUUCUACAUUUUGAAAAUAAAAUUUCCCCUCCAUGUCUAUUUUUACACUACUUCGAAAUAUAAGGCUCCUUGAAGA
Molecule: messenger RNA, 3097 nt
Organism: Chelonoidis abingdonii (Abingdon island giant tortoise)
Lineage: Eukaryota; Metazoa; Chordata; Testudines; Testudinidae
Gene: FBXW2
Product: F-box and WD repeat domain containing 2
Molecular function (GO): protein binding
Source: RefSeq, a predicted model, not a curated record